ACGACGACGACGACGACGACGACGACGACGACGACGAGGAUAUUAGCAAGGACGAGAACGAAGAGGAAGAAGACAAAGGCGAAGUUUUCUUUGCUUGCUUGGACACGCCAUCAUGGUCAAAACUUUUCAAGCAUACCUGCCCUCGUGUCACCGCACUUACUCGUGCAUUCACUGCCGUGCUCACCUCGCCAACCACGACGAACUCAUCUCUAAGUCCUUCCAGGGCAGUCAAGGUCGUGCCUAUCUCUUUAAUUCCGUGGUGAACGUGGGCUGUGGUCCUGCAGAGGAGCGAGUUCUGUUAACCGGCCUUCAUGCUGUCGCUGAUAUUUACUGUGAAUGUUGCAAGACCACCCUCGGGUGGAAAUACGAGCAUGCGUUCGAGUCGAGUCAGAAGUAUAAAGAGGGCAAGUUUAUAAUCGAGCUUGCUCACAUGAUCAAGGAGAAUGGAUGGGAAUAGAUCGAGCCGAGAGUAGAAUCCGCAGCGCAAGACUCCGGGGAUACUCCGAUGAAAAAGAAGAGAAGAAGCUGUACACGGGCGCGCGCCCGCGUGCGCGCGAGGCCCAUAAAGACUUUUCCUGAUAUAAGAAAUAAUGCCUACAAUGUUGUUCUAAUUGCAAUGUGCGGCCCCCUCCCCUCUGUCAAACCACCAACGAAAGUCUGUGAUUUCAUUUGUGAUUUAUAAUCUUAGUAACUUUUUAUGUUUCGGACAAUUCGACGUUGUUUUUCGUUCUUUCCGAUCGAUUCAUCAUGGAAGCGAUGACACCGGCGAUCCGCGACGUCGCGGAUCAAUAACAUGUGCAAGUAUUGUAAAGCGAGCGAGCGAGCGCGAGAGAGAGAGAGAGAGAGAGAGAAUGGGUGAAUGAGUGAAAAAGAGAAUAUUUUUCAACAAACGCGAGGAGAAAGAAAUAAGAAAAAUGUCGGGAAACGAGAUGUUGAGAGAAACAAACGACGAUAGGAUAUAAGGACUAAAAAAGGGGGGGCGAGAAAAGAAAAGGAUAAUGACGUUGGUAAGAAGCGAUGGUGAACGUGAUGACGAAGGUGCCAUGGUGGAAAUAAAAAUGCAGAAUCGUUCUGUUCGAACAGCGGGGUGCCCCCCUCUCCUAAUUUUAAUGAAUUAUCCUUCUGGACAUGAUUUCAUUCGCGUGAAUCUCGUCAAACGAUAAAUGUUAAAAAUUAACGCGCGGGGCACCCCGGUUUAAAGAUCGAGAUUUUUCAAUCCGUUAUUGCACCGGAGCAGCGCAAGUGCCACAGACUUUGCUGGACUGACUGCCUGCCUGCCGCGUCUAUCAUUGGAAUUUCACUGCCGAUAUUCCUAAUUAUUAAUUAAGAAAUCGCUGCGCCGCGUCGUAGGCGACGCAGCAUAGUAGUUUCUAGUAUAGCUUACGAGUAUAGCAUACUAAAGCCUAUGUUACAAUAUUAUAGGACCUCAUGGAAAUAGGAGAUAAGAAUUACUGUAAGAGUAACGAAGACGGGUGUGAAACGUGAAGAUAGGUGUGUGUGUGCGUGUAUGCGCGCGUGUGCGUGGGAGGGAGAGAGAUGAGAAACGGGGUGAACGCGUUGCGUGUGCAUGAAAGGAACGAGAGAGAAACGCGGUUUGAUUAACUGUUGCGUGUAUAUGUUUGAUUUUAUGUUCACCAUGCCUGCCAAACUGUCUGUUUAUCUGCCAGUCGCCAUUACUGUUAGUGGAGAAGAAAAGUAUCGUAUAUUCUAACACGUUCACGUUCUCGUCGGCUCUGCGAGGCGUGGUAUGACUAAAUCUUUCUUUUGUUGUUGUUACGAAGAGAAAUCAUCGGGCUGCGCCUUCCUAUACACGCACCACGAGACGAUGUAAUACGGAAGAAAGCAAAACGAAAAAAUGAAACGGAACAAAUUAAUUGCUCAUUACUUUUAAUAUCGAUCUCAUUUGUAAAUAAUAAAUAGAUUUCAGUGACAUCGUGGAUCACUAUUUUUCACAGAGACCGGAGCUACGCGUCCGAUCUCUCUCUCAAAAUCGAAAUCGAAAUCGAAAUCGUACGAUUGAUUUUCAUUGGUAACGUUGAAUGAAACGAAUUUCAUCACGGGAUUUACGCUAAACGAAUUCACGAUUACGUAGCGGCAUUCUAAUAAUAAUAAUAAUAAUAUAACAAUAAUAAUAACAAUAAUAAUAAUAAUAAUAAUUGUUAUUACGAUGACGAAGUAACAGUUAUUAUUAAUAUUAUUGUUGUUGUUUCGUUGUUCUUACUUAUGGUAGGAUUACGCAUUUUGGGGACUGCUUGCGUAAAUGAAACGAUGUAAACUAAUUUCUAGGCGGCUUUUCGUGUUACCUUCGUUCCCUCUCUUAAACUGUUCAGAUCAAAUUGGCGUUUACUUUAUGUAUCGACGUCGACGCAUUUGUGAUACGCUACGUUGAAAUUUUGUUGAGAAUCGAACGAGAAUCAAAGAAUGUUCGGUAUUGUUUUGCGAGUACAUUACGUUGGAACGAAGGUAGCAAAUUGUGCAGGCGUGAGAAAUGUUGAAUUUUUUUAUUCUUAACGAAAGAUGUAUCGAGUAAGAGUAUAAUUGUGACAUAAAUGUACAAAAAAAAAGGAAAAAAGAACAUAACUGAAAAUUA
Messenger RNA from Ceratina calcarata, 2590 nucleotides. RefSeq names its product Yippee-like (gene Ypel). Bases 113 to 457 code for a protein of 114 amino acids. The record is from RefSeq and is a predicted model, not a curated record. Lineage: Eukaryota; Metazoa; Arthropoda; Insecta; Hymenoptera; Apidae. The transcript has 4 exons.